CGGUGAGAGAUUCUAGAUGCAUCCCACUUUGACGAGGGGCGCCGCUCUUUCUUUCGCUUCACGGAGUUCCCCCUUCCUUGUCUCGCCUGGCGUUCGCUUCUUCGUCUGUUGCUCCGGUCUGCUUCCGUGUUUCUGACAUUUCUAUCCUGCAAGAUGGCAAGCCAAGCUCCUGCUGAUCCCCCGGUCGCCUCUGACUCGGCGCAAACCCUUCCUGAUCGUACCCAAAACCCCGCCGAUAACAGCGCUCCCCAGGGAGAGGUCUCCAAGAACGCCGCCAAAAAGGCCGCGAAGGCUGCUAAGCAGGCGUCUGACAAGGCCGACAAGGCUGCUAAACAGGGGGGUGCGAAGCAGGCUCCUAAGGCCCCCAAGAAAAAGAUCGAUGGCGCCGCCCUGAUCGGUAUCGAUGUUUCCAAGGAGGAGGACUUCCCCGGAUGGUACCAGCAGGUCCUUACGAAGGGUGACAUGCUUGACUACUACGAUGUCUCCGGAUGCUUCAUCUUGAAGCCCGCCUCGUUCAGCAUCUGGGAGGAGAUCCAAAGUUGGUUCAACGCGCGCAUUAAGAAGAUUGGUGUCAAGAACUGCUCCUUCCCUCUCUUCGUUUCGGAGGACGUUCUGAAGCGCGAGAAGGACCAUAUCGAGGGCUUUGCCGCCGAAGUCGCCUGGGUGACUCAUGCUGGCUCCACCCCGCUCGAAAAGAAGAUUGCCAUCCGUCCGACCUCGGAAACUGUUAUGUACCCUUACUACGCCAAGUGGAUCAGAAGUCACCGUGAUCUGCCCCUCAAGCUCAACCAGUGGAACUCCGUCGUCCGGUGGGAGUUCAAGCACCCCCAGCCCUUCCUUAGAACCCGAGAGUUCCUCUGGCAGGAGGGUCACACCGCCCACCUGACCCAGGAAGGUGCCCAUGAUGAGGUUAUGCAGAUCUUGGACUACUAUGCUCAGAUCUACGAGGAGCUCCUGGCUGUCCCCGUGGUCAAGGGCAAGAAGACCGAGAAGGAGAAGUUCGCCGGUGGUCUGUAUACCACCACCGUUGAGGGAUACAUCCCCUCGACUGGUCGUGGUAUCCAGGGUGGUACUUCCCACGGUUUGGGUCAGAACUUCAGUAAGAUGUUCAACAUCACUGUGGAGGAUCCUUCCGCCAAGGGUGAUGAGAAGAAGGCUCCCCUCCAUGUCUGGCAGAACUCCUGGGGUCUCUCGACCCGUACUCUCGGUGUCAUGGUCAUGAUCCACAGUGACAACCGUGGCCUGGUUCUUCCUCCCCGCGUUGCGGAGAACCAGACUGUCAUUGUCCCCGUCGGCAUCACUGCCAAGACCACAGACGAGGAACGCGAGAAGCUGUACGCUGAAAUUGACACCCUUGUCUCCACCCUCGAGGCUGCCGGCGUCCGGGCGAUCAGCGACAAGCGUGAGGGAUACUCUCCUGGCUGGAAGUUCAACGAGUGGGAGCUUCGCGGUGUGCCUCUGCGCAUUGAAUUCGGUCCCGGCGAGUCUGCCGGUAACUUUGUCACUGCUGCUCGCCGUGACAUUCCCGGCAAGGACGGCAAGAUCACCAUCCCCAUCCCCGAACUGGGAACCGCCGUUCCUACCCUGCUCGAGACCAUCCAGAGCGACCUCUUCAAGCGCGCGGACCACGAAUACCGCACUCACCGCAAGCUCAUCACCAACUGGGACGAAUUCACCCCCGCCCUCAACGACAAGAACAUCUGUAUCAUCCCCCACUGUCUGACGGAGGAGUGCGAGGACCAGAUCAAGGACAUGAGUGCGCGCAAGGCCGAGGAGGACUCCAACGAGGCCCAGGACGCCCGCGCCCCCAGCAUGGGUGCCAAGUCCCUUUGCAUUCCCUUCGACCAGCCCGAGGGUAUCGAAGCCGGCGUCACCAAGUGUGUCAACCCCCAGUGCACCCGGUUGGCCGAGAAAUGGUGCAUGUUCGGACGUUCCUACUAAACAUAGUAGACAAGCUAUCCUUCCUAGUUGCAUUUUUCGUAUGGUUACAAUGACCUUUAUGACAUUUAUUUCACUGUUGAUACAGCGCAAACAACCCUCCCUGGUUGACAACGUAAAAUGAAUGGACAGAAAUAAGAAACACCAAGAAGUAAACAGACAAAAGAACAAAAUUUACACCAAUCUCUAGAGAGAAGGGCAUUUUUCUUCGUUACCUGGAGUGACGCAAUUGUGGGCGUGAGUGAGUAAGGGGUGAUUUUGCCGAGGAGAGAGUGAUUUACUGAAACGGAAAAGCGAGAUAUCUAUCUUUCUUUAUUGAGGAGUCAGGCAUAGUUGUGUUUUUUGUUUGUAGCUAACGGGUUGAAUGAUGAUGAGUUCCAUGCGAU
Molecule: messenger RNA, 2324 nt
Organism: Aspergillus melleus
Lineage: Eukaryota; Fungi; Ascomycota; Eurotiomycetes; Eurotiales; Aspergillaceae
Product: proline--tRNA ligase
Exons: 4
Coding region: 154-1941 (595 amino acids)
Biological process (GO): prolyl-tRNA aminoacylation
Cellular component (GO): cytoplasm; aminoacyl-tRNA synthetase multienzyme complex
Molecular function (GO): ATP binding; proline-tRNA ligase activity
Source: RefSeq, a predicted model, not a curated record